Messenger RNA from Prorocentrum cordatum, 2204 nucleotides. The record is from the annotation of a GenBank genome assembly. Lineage: Eukaryota; Dinophyceae; Prorocentrales; Prorocentraceae.
UUUGUCUUCCGGCCACUGUGUAUUUGCGAAUGCUGCGCACAAGGAUUCUGCCACGAAGAGAUAGCAAGUGCACCGCGCGGUCGCCUGGACUCUAAGAUCCCUGUUCUCUGGUGAAUCACCCAACGGUGUCCACAACAAAUGUGGCGAAACAAAACGUCGCCCCCGAGUCACAAGGCGGACUAUAUCAGUGUCCCUGCGGUGAGUAAAAGCGGCAGCAGCAGAGGACACUCCUGGGGCAUCAGUGGCCUUGCGGCGAGUAGAAGAGGCAACGGGAGAGGACAUCGCUGGAGCCUCGCGACAAUCUGUCCCGGCGACAGAGGCGAAUUCGCAUGGCGCAUGUUUCUGGCUGGCAAAGCACGAAAACCACUUUGUGUAGACCACGCUUGCAAACGCUGGCCUCCCCCACGAUUGCUGCGUGACGGCGAAAUGUCAAAGCACUCUAGCUCAUGAUUUUCAAGGUGUUGCGCACUCGCUGCGACAGCUGCAGUCUACAAAAACACCGACUGUGCUGUGUAGGGUAGUCUUGGCCUUGUCCAACAAGCGUGGGCUUUGCAAGAUUCAAGGGACGAGGGCUCGGUAUGCCAGUUGAAAUUCAAAGAAGGAAGGCCCCGCAGAGCCCUACCAUACCAUACUGGAGGAAGAGGGAGAGAGAGAGAGAGAAGGGGGAGGGGAGGGAUGAGGGGCCUGGGGAUGGCAGCGGACACGCUGUGGAGCACGAGCGCGACGCGGUGGCGCUGCCAUAGCGGCCUCGGCGACGUCCGCGGGGAGGUGAUCCAGGGCCACGGUAGCGGUGGCGAGCGCUCCCGCCUAGCAGUCCUCGGCCGCUGCAGCCACGCGGCCAUCAGCGACACCUUCUUCGCCGAGGUGGCUCGCGACCAUCUCGACGCAGAACAGAAGCGAACAAACCAUGACAUGAACAUGCAUUUUCGGAUGUCCACGCAAAUUUCUCGGAUCGACGCUAAGGCCCCUUGGCGGCGCCUCCAGCGCCGCACCUGGCGCGCUCCACGCGCCAGGGAGGGGGGUCCAGCGCCAAUCCGAAAAAUCUGCGCGGACCUCCGAAAGCUUACAUUAGUGAGACUGUUUGUUCCCUGGGGAGAAAUCGGAUUUACGCCUGGGGCACCUGGAGGACGCGCCCCCAGGAGGUCGCGCCGGGCCCCCCUUGCGGGCAGUCGGGCCGCCGUCCAGCAGGACCUGGGACCCGCCGACCACGGCGCGGCUGCGGACGAAGAUGCGGACGGGGCGCUCGCCGGUCGGCGACGGCCGCCCCGCAACAAGGCCUUCCGGCCUCCCAGGAGGCGCGCCUGGCGGAGAGUCGGGGAGGCUGCGCAGCGCCGCUGCGGGCGCGGGACAGAGAGAGAGAGAGAGGAGGAGGAGGAGGAGGAGGAGGAGGAGGAGGAGGAGGAGGAGGAGGAGGACGACGACGAGAUGGUGCGCUUCACGAUACCACCCCUGCAAAAAAGUCGGCACGCACUAUGCAGCGUGACGUGCAGAAAACAAAUCAUUCGCGCUGCCAGACUGCAAUGUCAGGAUUGCUGGUUGAGGGAACCCGUCCCGAUAUAAAAAAAACGAACACGCUCGUACGCAUGAGCGCGAACCCCGAAUAAAUGAUCUGUAGUGGAAGGCAUAGGCACAAAGUAGCGUGCUGCUGGCUUCAACGAAGGGCGCCAAGUUCUGCACAUCGUGAUCCGCUACAUGUCGGGGAAUGCGGACGUACGACACGGGGCAGAGUAAAUCAGUGAAGAACAGCGGGACGUAGCACCCCCGCGCAACGCCGGUACCCCACGUUCUUUCCGAAAGUCCUUGCUGGCAGCCGCGCGGCUUGGCGACACUUACUGGUCACCCUUCGACCUCUCGGCGGCUCACCCACUCCCCCCACUGAACCUCCACCCGAAGCUAGGCGCCCUAGCCGCGUCGGGACUCCAAUUGUGUCCAUCGAAGCUGAUGGGGCUGAUAAUCAUCUUCUCGUGUGCUAGCCUCGCUUACCUUGGCGCGGGCUUACCUUGUCUGAGAAAGAUACGGCCAAGCGCACCUAAGCUAAACGUAGCGUGGCGUAGACGAGCUCCACUUGGCCUGGGAGCCAUCCGGAGGAGGGUGGGUGGGAAUCCUUUGUCGGCCUCGAAUCCGACCGUUCCUACUGCGCCCGUACUCCCCACGAGCCAGGCACGUCCCAAAAAUUGGCCGAACGCCGCUGGGUCCGCUGUUCC